Molecule: messenger RNA, 1858 nt
Organism: Perkinsus marinus ATCC 50983
Lineage: Eukaryota; Perkinsozoa; Perkinsida; Perkinsidae
Product: cell adhesion molecule, putative
Exons: 4
Coding region: 1-1719 (572 amino acids)
Molecular function (GO): protein binding
Source: RefSeq, a predicted model, not a curated record
AUGGCAAGACCAAGUCCUUGUACCACCACCACCAACGGUGAAGUGGCAGUCCAGGACAGUGACGAGGGUACUCCGGUGAAAGCCGAUAUUGAUCCAUCCCCCUCUAAAUUGUCCCGAGCCAAGCCCUAUUGCUUUUGCUGCUUGCGCUAUGGUUUCGCGUGCCUUGUUGGUGCCAUUAUCGCUAUCGGUAUUGUUCUUAUCAUCUUAUGGCAGUACGGACUGCUAGGUGGGAAGGGCACCAACAGGCCAACGGUCAUCGACUUGGGCGAUCUCCCUUAUCCUAUUGCCACUGCCGGCUACACCUCGCUUAACCUUACCCUUACCCCAGUGGCUUCUGCCCUCCAAUAUAAGCCCAAAAUUUUCUUGGUAGAAACUCAGCCAGCGCGCGGUGGGGGAGACGCCAGACGUUUCCUCGCCGACACAUUCACUGAUGGAGCCUGGACUGUUGCCUUACGUGCGAAAUAUGAAUCGAGGCCAACUACGGCAAUCCUCAAUGGCAUGUCGCCGUCAUCCUCGGUCGUAGUGAGGUACAGGAUUGAGAUGGAUGACAAUCGUGUCUCGUCCGGUCAAACACCCACCAACUGGAGCUCGAUGACGGUCCAAGCUGCUGAUGUAUCCAAACCACAUACAGUCUCUGCUCUGUCACCUGAGCAGACUGUUCUUUUUACCGUCACUGCAGUGAACGGCGUAGGUUCGAGCCCCGCAUCCUCCACUUAUACAAUGAAAACUGAUGCUACUGGAGCCAGUGCCCCAGCCAAGGUUGGUACGGUUAGUCCGAGUCAUAUCACAUCAAACUCUGUUGAUCUCGCUUGGCCAGCCACCAAUGAUCACGGCGCAAUGAUCCUCCGAUAUGUGGUGUCUAUCGAUGAACAUCGCACUGUGGAUGUAGAUGGUCAUCGCCUAAACACUACCAUUACGGAUUUAGCAAGAGCUUCCUCCUAUACGUUCAAGGUCCAUGCUGUGAAUUCUCAUGGGAACGGUGAACCGUCUGAUCCUAUCACAGUGAAGACCAAGGAUACUUGCAGUGCGGAUCCUCCAAGUCAACCAACGAUUCAGGCAGUGUUCUCCGAUGGUAUCAGCAUUCGGUGGUAUCCUGCUACUAAUCCUAGCUGCUCUCUUGAAGUCACAGGUUAUCGUGUCGUUUACGCUGAUGGGAGUGGUGUGGCAUGCUCUCCUUCAGCUGGGCUCAAUUUCUGUGAUAUUACAGGCUUGUCUAAUAAGAAAACUUAUUCUGUAAAGGUCCAAGCUGAGAACUCGGCGGGCUGGUCUAACCUCACGACCCCAACCAUCAUCGCUCAAACCCUGGAUAGGGCACCAAGUGGCAUUGGGUGCAACACGAGGGAUCAGGUCCGUUGGUGGAUGUCGGUUCAGAACAACGAUGGUAGUUCACUUUACUAUGACGGAUACAAGUUUACCAAGGAGAUGGUAUCUUGUGCUCAGAAUACACUCGCAGAUAUCGACAAGGACGCGGAGUGUCUGACUGCCUAUACUCGGGAUCCCGGUCGCACUCCCUUCGGUCUAAAACCCCUCAGUGGAGUCUGUGCUAACCUCAUGGGGGUCCUUGCUGAUUGUGGUAAGCAACACUGCAUCGCAGAAUGUAUUAGCGAUGCUGGAAGCGCUGGUUGUUUGGAGUGCAAUCGGAAACAAUGUAUCCCAGCUUUUUAUUCAAACGGUGGUCUAACACGUUCGAUAGCUCCUGAAGAUCCGCGGUCAAGAUAAGAGCGAUGAGGAAUACGUCAUUUUUUCCAAGCGACGUUGUUAUUUCAUUCCGUAUUGUAGUCUAUACGAAAAGUGUUCAAUCAGGAAUACUUGCUCGACUUUGUUCGGGUUGUAGUAUCUAUUUGAGGAGCUUUCGACC